UCUUAUUUAUUAAUGCAUACACCUCUUAAUAUUCCUCACAAGCCACCCCACCGCUCUUACACCACCUUCCACGGCGGAGCUCCGAUGAAACUUUUGUGUAUCGCGUCGUCUACCCGAACGAGCUCCUCCACCCGAUGCAAUGCUGUGCCUUCCACUCAGACGACGACCGGCCCUACACGACGAUCUGCAAACUACAAACCUCCCUUCUGGGAUUUCAACUAUAUUCAAUCGCUCACCACCCAAUAUACGGAGGAGAUACAUUCGAAGCGGGCUGAUGAGCUGAUUGCGCGAGUGAAGAUGUUGUUGCUGCACCGAGAAAUGGAAGGCGAUCGACGACUGGAGUUGAUUGAUGAUCUGCAGAGUCUCGCUAUAUCUCAUCACUUCAACCAAGAAAUCAACCAAAUCUUGACUUGUAUUUACCAUGAGAAUAAUUUUGAUACAAAGGAAAGGGAUUUGUACUCAACAUCUCUUGAAUUCAGACUACUAAAAGAGCAUGGUUUUCGAGUUUCUCAAGAUGUGUUUGAUUGUCUCAAGAAUGAGAAUGGCAAUUUCAAAGCAAGCCUUUGUGAUGAUAGGAGAGGAAUGUUGCAAUUAUAUGAAGCUUCUUUCCUACUUACACAUGGAGAAGAAACCUUGGAGUUGGCCAAUGAAUUUGCCACCAAAUAUCUCCAAAGAAUUGUUGAUGAAGGUGAUGAUGAUCAUAAUCUUUUAGAAAGGGUUCGCUACGCUUUGGAUCUCCCAAUCCAUUGGAGGAUUCGAAGGCCGAAUGCAAGAUGUUUCAUUGAAGCGUAUAGCAGAAGAUCCGAGAUGGAUCCAACAAUUUUUGAGCUUGCAAAAUUGGAUUUCAACAUUACUCAAUCAAUGCAUCAACAAGAACUCAAACUCAUCUCCAGAUGGUGGAAGCAAACAAGACUAAGUGAAAAGCUACCAUUUGCAAGAGAUAGGAUAGUGGAGUGUUACUUGUGGACAUUAUUUGAUGGACUCUCCCAGCCUAAAUAUGGUUAUUCAAGGAUUAUGGCCACCAAAGCCAACAUCUUAAUUACACUAAUCGAUGAUAUUUUUGAUGUCUAUGCUACCUUGGAUGAACUACACCUCUUCAAUGAUGCAAUUCAAAGAUGGGAUCUAGAAGCAGUGAAUCAACUCCCAAACUAUAUGCAAAUUUGCUUUCUCACACUCAACAACUUCAUAAAUGAGAUGGCAUGCGAUGUUCUGAAAGAACAAGACAUUCUCAUUAUUAAAUAUUUGAGAAAAUCAUGGCAAGAUUUAUGCAAAUCAUUUAUGCAAGAGGCGCAGUGGCAUGUGGCAGGGUGCACACCAUCACUAGAUGAAUAUAUCAACAAUGGAUGGAUUUCAAGCUCAGCUCCUGUGAUCUUGUCAAACACAUUCUUCCUCAGCACAAAUCCAAUACAAAAAAUCGUUGUUGAUAGCUUGUACCAAUACCCAGACUUAGUUAAAUGUCCAUCAAUGAUUUUAAGGCUUGCAAAUGACAUUGCAACAUCACCGAAUGAGAUGGAAAGAGGCGAUGUGGCAGAAUCAAUUCAAUGCUACAUGAAGGAAUCGGGAGCUUCGAUUGAAGAGGCGCGUGACCAUGCAAGAAUUUUAAUAUGGAAUAGUUGGAAAAGGAUGAACGAGGAAAGAGUUGGAGAUUCUCGAUUUUCGAAAGAAUUUAUAGCAAGCGCUGUUGAUCUUGGUAGACUGGCACAAUAUAUGUACCAACUUGGAGACGGGCAUGGAAUUCAGAACCCUCAUAUUAAGGACCGGAUUUCAAGUUUGUUGUUUGAGCCCAUCGUUUAGAAGUUGAGCAUGUUAAGUUCACGAGAAUUCGAUAGUCUCAUAUUCAAUGAUUCCCAGAUUUGGACCGCAUUCAAGUAAUUUGUUGUUACGAGUUGAGCAUGUUAGAUUUUACGAAGCUUAGAUCGGAUUAGAUACGAUCCAAGACUCGUAAGUCGUAAUAAAGUCUACGAGAAUUAGGGACGGUCUCAUGUUAGAUAAUGAAAAGAUAUUUCGAAUAUUUUUAUUUGAUUCCA
Messenger RNA from Salvia hispanica, 2027 nucleotides. RefSeq names its product terpene synthase 10-like. Gene Ontology annotation, biological process: diterpenoid biosynthetic process. The record is from RefSeq and is a predicted model, not a curated record. NCBI's taxonomy places the organism in Eukaryota, Viridiplantae, Streptophyta, Magnoliopsida, Lamiales, Lamiaceae. Gene Ontology annotation, molecular function: magnesium ion binding; terpene synthase activity.